Messenger RNA from Pyricularia oryzae 70-15, 901 nucleotides. RefSeq lists its product as uncharacterized. Bases 147 to 662 code for a protein of 171 amino acids. The transcript is spliced from 2 exons. Lineage: Eukaryota; Fungi; Ascomycota; Sordariomycetes; Magnaporthales; Pyriculariaceae. The record is from RefSeq and is a predicted model, not a curated record.
AGCAACCGACCGAGCAUGGGCGGUGACCCUGUUAGGUUGUGAACUUGCGAUAUCUUUGCACAGGUGCUAUAGAUAGGUAAUAUCUUCUCUUCAAAAGUAUUGUUUAAAUAGCCAUACCAUCACCCAAAAGCUCUCACCUGCCCGGCAUGUCUUCCCAGAUAUCUCGAAACACAAGGAGAUUGGCGCUGCUGCAUACAAAACAACCAUCUUGCCUAAGGCCCUUCAUCUAUCACGCGGGCUACUUCUAUUGCCUGUUAGUCAGUAUGGGUGCUGGCGAUUCCACCAAUACUGGCCUCAGCGUCGAAGUGAUCGUUGCCAUAAUCGCUCUGUUUGUAGCCCUUCCUUCGGCAAUUCUUGUUGUGUAUCAAUUCUAUCGGCAGCUUCGCACGGGGGAAGGAACAGAGGUUAGCGAAGCAGCCACGGUUACUGCCCCACCACCAGCCACGCCGCCCAUCGAUAACAGUUAUCGCCUUAUCGACUAUGCAAGAACCGCGGAAGCUGAGCCUGCCGAAUUGGAGGAUACCAGCCAGGCAUAUCGACCUAGCGAAGCUGAAUUCGUUCCCCCCAAUUGGCUUUCCCACCUACAACAAAGAUCCGGUGCACCGUCUCAUGUCAGUGCGCAGCUGUCUCGCGCCCCGCGUGGCAGCGAAGACAUGGUCUGAAAAUCCACAUCUAUAAGCCGUUCUUUGCCGGUAGAUGUGAGCCGGGAGCACCAUCCCGUGGUCUUGGCCCCGUGGUGGGUGUGAGCUUGUUGAAGGAACAGUUGCGUGUCGCAACUUCGCAGGAGAGGAUGAACUCCAACCUAUCCACUCUUUGCCCAACAUCUUUCACUGUACCUAUUUCUACCUCGCAAUCUUGGCCUAUCAAAAGCCAAUCUUACAAAUUUCCAAUUUUUUGCCCG